GCGACACUCCUGUCAAACCUGCACUGAGAUGGUUACUGUGCAUACUGCAAGUCACCUACCACACCUACUUAAGUAAUCAUGGCAAAGCGUGUUGCAGUUAUUCUGUCCGGCUGUGGCGUCUAUGAUGGCACAGAGAUCCACGAGGCCUCAGCCGUCCUGGUCCAUCUGAGUCGCGCUGGAGCAAAAGUGCAGAUGUUUGCCCCAGACGGAGAUCAGAUGCACGUUGUAAAUCACUGCGUGGGGAAACCUACUGAGGAGAAGAGGAACAUCCUGCAGGAAAGCGCUCGUAUCGCUAGGGGCGACGUGACAGACCUGGCCAAGCUGGACGUCUCAGCGUUUGAUGCUGCCAUCAUUCCAGGAGGGUUUGGUGUGGCUAAGAACCUGAGUGACUGGGCUGUAAAGAACAAGAGCUGCACCGUCCAGCCACAUCUGGAGAAGAUCAUCAAGGAUUUCCACAAAGCAGGAAAGCCUCUGGGCAUGUGCUGCAUUUCGCCUGUCCUGGCUGCAAAGCUGCUGCCUGGCUGUGAGCUCACCGUGGGGCAGGACAAAGAGUGUGAAAAGUGGCCGUUUGCUGGGACAGCUGGAGCUUUGAAGGACAUGGGCUGCAAACACGUGAACAAAGACGUGGAUGAAGCUCACGUUGAUGUCAAGAACAAGCUGGUCACCACCUCUGCCUUCAUGUGCAACGCUCCCUUUCACCAAGUGUUUGAUGGAAUCGGCGUCAUGGUUCAAGAAACACUGAAACUUGCCUAAAGAGUUUCGUUACAUAUCUGAUUGCACAUACCUGUUUAAAACAUGCAUCAAAUGUGUUCAUGAGGAUGUUGUUAAAAUACAGCUUUAAUGUAGUUGUUGCAGUGUGGAUUGUUUUAAAUGUUCAAUAAAAUGCUUUCUGAAUAUUA
Molecule: messenger RNA, 899 nt
Organism: Poecilia latipinna (sailfin molly)
Lineage: Eukaryota; Metazoa; Chordata; Actinopteri; Cyprinodontiformes; Poeciliidae
Product: ES1 protein homolog, mitochondrial
Exons: 5
Coding region: 79-753 (224 amino acids)
Source: RefSeq, a predicted model, not a curated record